Molecule: messenger RNA, 3648 nt
Organism: Pectinophora gossypiella (pink bollworm)
Lineage: Eukaryota; Metazoa; Arthropoda; Insecta; Lepidoptera; Gelechiidae
Product: protogenin-like
Exons: 24
Coding region: 72-3263 (1063 amino acids)
Biological process (GO): cell-cell adhesion
Molecular function (GO): protein binding
Source: RefSeq, a predicted model, not a curated record
GGCUGCGCCACACGCGUCACGCAGCCCGCGAGAGAUAACUUCGCGAGUGUAGUGCAAAUGCUUGUGUUUAUAUGGCGCUCAUGUUACUGCGAGUGUUGUUGCUGGGAGUGGUCGCGGCGGCUGCCGACGAUGUACCGAUAACAUGGUGGUCAGGGGGGCGCGCGUCGCUGCCGUGCGUGGCGCCGCUGGCGGAGCGCCUGCAGCCCCGUAGGCCUCCGCCCCCGCUCGCCGCGGAGGACACGCCCCCUGCCAAGCCGUACCUUUGGAAGCGAGGUGAUGAGGAGAUUAGUUCAAAACGGGUAUCGGCGUCAGGGGCGCUGGAGGUGUCUCGUCGCCGGGAGGAGGGGUCCCGGCGGAGGGACGGGGAGGGUGUGUACCAGUGUCAAGUGCGGCACCACGGAGGCAUCGUGCUGGGAUAUCCCACACACCUAAAGUUUGCUUCAAUGGAGAAGCAGUUCUCAGUCCACCCUGCUAACACGACAGCCGCGAGUGGACAGCCGGUCGUCCUGUCCUGUGCCAUCAUCUCCGCGCCGCCUGCAGUCGUUUCCUGGCUGAAAGACGAUCAGCCUUUACCUGAUGAUGAAAGAUACUAUGUUCUGCAAAGCCAGCUGCUUAUUACGGAUGUGACAAGCGAAGACGCAGGAGCAUACAGAUGUGUAGCAACAAAUAUACAAAUGAACAAGAGCCGGACAAGUCACACAGGCACCUUGGAGGUGUCCACCUCUGGAGAUGAAGACCUGGAGGUGUCCUUGCUUCCAGUGACCCAGGAGACCAAUAUUCUGGCUGCUAGAGGCAGCAGGGUCGUGCUGCCUUGCCCCGUUGUCGGCUGGCCUAGACCUAGGCUGGUGUGGCAGCUGACUCCUCCUGGACAGAGGGAGAGUGAGCUGGACGUGACGCAGGAAGUGUUCGUGAUCCACAGUCUGCAGUCCGACCAGGAGGGGAACUACACCUGCUCCGUCGAGGGAAGUCCACACUUGGCUAAGAUGUUCACUGUAACCCUGACAGAGCCCGCGGAGAUCAUGAUACCUCCGUCAUCGAAGGAGGCUCUUCGGGCGAGCACCGUCCGGUUCAACUGCACGGCGGUUGGGAGACCAGCGCCCACGGUCACCUGGUACAAGGAUGGGCAGCCGCUGCAGAUGGCUGGAAGGAACAACUUAAGGAAGUCGACAGAUGGCCAACGUACCGAGUUGGUGAUCAGUGGAGUCACUUCCGAUGAUGCAGGAGUAUACCAAUGCUUCGCCCAUAACGCCAUAUCAGUGGCCUCGUCAUGGGCCAUGCUGAAUGUGACGGGGGUGGACGCCGCUGCCCCCACCAACGUGCAGUGCUGGCCCGUCGGGGACCGCAAGGUCAAAGUCACUUGGCAAAGACCCGUGGUAGGGGAGGUCGUCGCUUACACCGUCCACGGGACGCCUGAAGAGGACAAAGCUGACUCUCUACCUGGUCAUCCACUUACCAAAACUGAAGAAAUCGUCACGGUUGAUAAACCCCUGAUCCCUUACCGAUUUCAAGUCCGAGCGUACAGUCGUCUCACAGCCUUCAUCAAGAAUGUUGCCAGUGAUCUAUCGAAAGGUGCCAUUUGUCAAGGACAAGGAGUGCCGAUAAGACUAGCGAAGUUGGAGGAGGGUGGCGUGGUGGUGUCGUGGAAGCAGUUCGCGGAAGACAACCCUGGAGUGAUGCAGUGGAUCUUGCAGUACAAAAACGAGGGGGGCACGGAGCACAAUGUCACCCUGGACGGAUCUGUCUACAACUAUACUUUGGAUGUGUCUCCAUCAUCACCGAUGCUGGUGCGCGUGCUGGGCUCCCGCACGGCGACAUGGCUGCGUCAGGACCUGACGAUGGUGCCCUGGGCGUCCACCGCAGCUGCUGCGGCUGACCUCGACGCAGGAGAUGUGAUAGCAAUCCCUCAAGACAUCGAACCGACACACAUCGGCCCAAGAGAAUUCACGGUGACGUGGCGUUGCGAUGAAGCUGAUGAGAGAUACACGUACGUGGCCUGUGCUAGGAGUGAGGGCGCAGACCAGUGUCAAGACAGUGAUAUGAAGACAGCGACAUUCAAAGGGUUGGAGCCAGGGACGGAUUAUGAAGUGAGGGUCCAAGCACGAGAGGCACAUCGCGCCUUGGGAGGAGCCUUCAGCGCGCCCUAUGUCCUCAUGACCACAAAUGAAACUCCACAACGCUUCAAAGAAUUCUCCGGUCAUUUCGUGAACUCUUCAACUCUGAGGGUGUCGUGGAACGGCGCUCCAGCCAAGUACACCGUCCAUUACAGCGCUCAACUCAAGUUGCCGGUCGAGAAGUGGGCUUCAUUGGAGACUUCGAGCAAUACUGUGCUGAUCCCCGGAAUAGACCCAACGGAGACGACAUACCUGAUGGUCUUCGGAUACAACCCUGAAGAGCACAGCAGGAUUGAAACCAUUCCACCUCUGUACAAGGACUUGGAAGCCAAGGAUCUUCGGUACGAGUAUACCUCAUCAGGCGUGCGGGUGUGGUGGCAGGGCGUGGGCCCCCGCGUGGUCAGCUACGCGCAGAACAUCACGCGCCCCCUCGAGCAGUGGCGCACUGUCAACGUUACUGCUGACAGCAUUGAGAUCGAGGGUCUGGACCCCUCGUUACCUACGUACGUGAUGGUGACCUCCAACCGCCGCUCCCCUGCUCGCAGCAGCCAAGUCCUCAACAUCGCGCCACGACCGCCGAGUGACUCCAAUAUUUAUUUGGUGAUCGGCAUUGUGUUGGGCGUGUGUGUGCUCUGCGCGCUUGCCCUAGCAGCCGUCUGCUUGUGGCGGAAGAGGAAGCGGGCGCGGUCUCCUGUUAGAUCUCGGCGUAGGAAUACGGCUACCGCUGAGGGGAAUACUGAAGAAGAGUCAGAAAUGAAGAGCGUGGGCGGCGCGCGCGGCGGCAGGCUCGCCAACGGCGGCGCCGGCGCAGGCGAGCCGCUGCUCAACGGACACGUCCACAUCACUGAGAACCCCACUUCAAAAACACCAAACGGCAAGAUGAAGAAACGCCGGCAUGACGCUGCCUUCGACGUGUCUCGCUACGACCCUGACGCCACCCUGGAGACAGUCCUCGAUGCCGACACGUCCACCACCAGCUACCACCUCCUCGACACCUCCAGAAAACCAGAACUCGACCUCUCGCGGUCCCAAAACCUCACAACUAAUAAUUCCUUCGCAAAAGUACCAGACGACAACAUGAACUCAGAAUUAAAUAGAAGUAGUUUUACUGACAACAGCAAAAUUCAACCAACGUUGCAACCCAAUGGUUGAGGGUAACUACCAAUAAGGUACCAAGAACUACAAUAGGGGUAGGUGGCCCCAUGAUCGUCAAUUCAGAUAGUUAAGCAAGAAUUGAGAUUUGUACAGUUUUUUCAUAGUUGUCGUUAGACGGAGUUUAAACGUUAUACGAAUAUUUUAAGAGGGUAAGAGUGACAGAGGCUUGGAUGGAGGAUAGCUUAGCGUGUUGUUCCUAUAGACUUUAUUUGAAUAAGGCUGAUUUUUUGGUAACAAUAGUACGGGUAAUAUGGAGUUAUAAGGGAUCAGGCAGGAUAUAUUGACAUCCACGUUAAGUUAUUCUCGAGCCGUUGCCGGUUACGUCGACUUUACUACUGGACACCUUAAUAUAAAUUGAUACAUCAUUAUCAUCAUCAGCCGU